AUAUAAACGGGUCCCGGGACCUUGGGAUGCACAACUCCGGCAUCCCAGCAUCGUCUCUCCAGCACCGUCGCAGGAUGCAGUUCGAGAUGAGCGACAACGUCAAGGGCAAAGCCAUGUCCUACCCGGUGACCAGCCAGCCCCAGAGCAGCAGUCAGUGCUACCAGAGCCAGCUGAGCGACUGGCACACGGAGCUGAGCGACUGCUGCAACGACAUGCCCAUCUGUCUGUGCGGGACCUUCACCCCCCUGUGCCUCGCCUGCCGCAUCGCCGAAGACUACGGCGAGUGCUGCUGUACCCCCUACCUCCUGGGCAGCCUCAACUCCAUCCGCACGGGCAUGAGGGAACGCUACCACAUCCAGGGCUCCGUGCCCCAUGACUGGGCGGCGCUCACCUUCUGCCUCCCCUGCUCCCUGUGCCAGAUGGCCCGGGAGCUGAAGAUCCGGCAGUGAGGACCCGCCUCUCCCCCCAAUCCCGGCCCCCUUCCCAAGCCUCCAGUCCUUUCCCACCCCAGCGUCCUGGCCCCAUCUCCUCCACCGACGCCCCCAA
Molecule: messenger RNA, 546 nt
Organism: Tachyglossus aculeatus (Australian echidna)
Lineage: Eukaryota; Metazoa; Chordata; Mammalia; Monotremata; Tachyglossidae
Gene: CNFN
Product: cornifelin
Exons: 5
Coding region: 27-449 (140 amino acids)
Cellular component (GO): cornified envelope
Source: RefSeq, a predicted model, not a curated record